Cygnus olor (mute swan) is the source of this 3899-nucleotide messenger RNA. RefSeq names its product Rho guanine nucleotide exchange factor 38 (gene ARHGEF38). Lineage: Eukaryota; Metazoa; Chordata; Aves; Anseriformes; Anatidae. The record is from RefSeq and is a predicted model, not a curated record. Bases 147 to 2468 code for a protein of 773 amino acids. Gene Ontology annotation, molecular function: guanyl-nucleotide exchange factor activity; protein binding. The transcript is spliced from 14 exons. Gene Ontology annotation, cellular component: cytoplasm.
UGGAGCCGCACCGGCACAGGUGGCAGGGCCGAGCCCGGGCCCCACAGCACUUGGGGAGCCCUGCUCCGGACCCCACAGCACCUGCCUUCCCCUGGGCAGGCAGCCCACCUCCCUAAAACCACCCCCUUGCCCUCCUGCCCCAAGCCAUGGCGAGCACAGACAGCACAGGGGGCCGGAGGAGGAAUUUGGCCCUGCUGCGGCACAAGCUGUACAUGGGGGAGAGGAGGAGGACGGAGCCGGUGGUGGAGAGCAGUGCGGCUGGGGAGCACGGCGCCCUGCGAAGGAGUCAGUCCGACCGGACGGAGUACAGCCAGAAACUGCAAGAAAAAAUGGCCCCACAGUCAGAGUCCUCAUCCCUGGCCACUUUGCCCCAGGAGGAUGAAGAAGCUACCAGACGUAUGAUGGCCAAGAGAGUAAAAAUCAUCGCAGAGCUCAUGCAGACAGAGAGGGACUAUAUCAGCGACCUGGAUCUCUGCAUCAAGGAAGUGAUUCAGCCUCUGAGAAACAAGCAGAUUGUUCACUUUGACGUGGAUGGCUUGUUUAGCAACAUUGAAUCGGUCCAUCAAAUAUCAGCCAAACUGCUGUCACUGUUGGAAGAAGCCACGACAGAUGUGGAACCACCCAUGCAAGUAAUCGGGGAAGUGUUCUUGCAGAUUAAAGGCCCACUAGAAGACACAUAUAAAAUCUACUGCUAUCGCCACGAUGAUGCGCACACCAUGCUGGAAUCCUAUGAAAAGGAUGAAGAACUAAAGCAGCAUUUAAGACACUGUGUACAGUCCUUAAAAAAGAUGUAUGAGGAAGAAGGAAAGCCAAAUCUAAUGGAUAUGGGAUCCCUGAUGAUCAAACCAGUACAACGGGUGAUGAAAUAUCCCUUGUUACUCUGUGAACUCUUGAAUUCAACUCCUGCUUCUCACCCUGACCACAAGGCUCUACAAGAGGCCCUUUUUGCUAUGAAAAACAUUAAUGUGAACAUCAAUGAACUUAAAAGGAGGAAAGAUUUAGUGCUGAAGUAUAAGAGGAAUGAUGAUGAUGAAACCCUUAAAGAAAAGUUUUCCCGACUGAAUAUUCACUCCAUUAGCAAGAAAUCCAAGAGGGUCACCAGCCAUCUGAAAAUACUGACGGGGGGAGAACCUCAGGUGAAAGAUCAAACCUUUAAUAGGGAAGAAAAGCUGUUUCGAAGUUUAGAGAAGACCGUGAAAUUGUGUGUGAAGAACAUUUCAUCCUCCUCACAACACCUACAGGAUUCCAUACAUCUGGCUGCACAGAACAUAACUGGGCUUCAGGAAGUCUUGCAAGACAAAGAAGAUGAAGUCAAGAACCACUCGAAAAAACUAAACAAUACUGCAAAUCUCUGUGAAGACCUUAUGGCUCAACUGGACAAGCUUGUUUUGAUUCCUCUCUCAGCACUACAAGCUUUGUUUGCAGGCCCACAGAAGCUCAUCCAGAAGCGCUACGACAAGUUGUUGGACUACAACAGCUGCCUUCAGAGGUCAACAGGAGAAGAGCUGGACCUGGCAAAGAAAGAUUAUGAGGCUUUAAAUGCACAGCUAGUGGAGGAACUUCAGGUAUUCAACCAAGCAGCCAAAAAGAUUGUGUUGAACUGCCUGUAUUGCUUCAUCACCCUCCUCAGGAAUAUUAUGUCUGCAGCACUUCAAUCAAAUUCUUCUGUGGUGGUGCCUGUUCCACUGUCUUCCUCAAGCAUCUGUGAAGUGCAGAAUCAGUUGAUGGAGGAGGUUCACAAGCUGAAUUUUGUAAAAGAAAACAGCAGCGCAACCUUUAUUGAAAGAAAACUGAGCUUUGAAAAAAAGAAACCUGUCCCUUCUCCACUCGAAUCCCCACGCCAAACAGAAGCCGACAGGUCCAAGCUGCUGUCUACGUACAGCACGGAACUGCUGUAUCAAGCUAAGCGCAAGUGCAAUGCCACGCAGGAAUUCGAUAUUGAUUUGCAUGAAGGAGAAUUGGUGGCUGUCGUGGAGCAAAAGGACCCCUUCGGAAGUACGAGCAGAUGGCUUGUUGACACAGGAAACCUUAAGGGGUACGUGUAUUCCUCCUUCCUGAGGCCUUACAAUCCAGCCAAAGUGCAGAAGGAUGUAACAGAGAACAACUUCUGUGAUGAUGAUUUUGAUAAUAUCAGCCUCUUUGUCUCUUCACGGCCCUCCUCUGACAGCAGCACAAGUCCAGGGCACAAGAAAAGUGACAGCAGCUCAUCUCUUCACUUCUGUGAAAAUCCGACAACUAAUGGCACAGGGACUGGUGCUUUUCAGGAUAUGGAUGAUCAGCAAACCUUCUACGCUGUUUAUGCAUUUCAAGCAAGAAAUGAUCAGGAACUCAGUCUUGAGGAGUACCAGAAGGUUAGGAUACUUCGUUUUUCUGACCUGAGUGGCAAUAAAGAAUGGUGGCUAGCAGAAGCCAAAGGUCAGAAAGGAUAUGUACCAUCUAAUUAUCUCGGGAAGAUGACAUACGCUUAGGAACAGAAAGGUCCAUUCAGCGAGUUUCUCUGAAGUAGACAAUAAUAAUCUAUUAUAGUUUGCAGAAAGCGAGGCAAACUCACAAUUGAUUGACAGAAGCCAUGGCAUCUGGUACAGUGCACACAUGAUAUUGAGAACCUCCAUUCUCCAAAAGCCAUCACCUUGUCAAGACCCGGGGGAGAAAACAUUUAAUAGGAAGACUGAUUCUGAUUAACAUCUUGAAGAGCUUGCUUUUCUAUUACCCCAUAAUUUUCUCUUCUGUCAGUGUCCUACGUCAAAAGUCAACCUACAAGUACACAUUGCAGCUAAAAUUAUGUUUUUCUUUCAUGAUAUUCAGCAAAUAAUAUUCAAGAUGAAGACAAAUAGCCUUGAAAAAGGACAAAUUCAGUCUUCAGGGAUUUGUAGUUCAAACUGAAUUAUUCCUAAGCCCCUACCUUGAUGAACAUAGACAAAUCUCAAUACUCAGAGCUUUUGGGUUGUCUGUUUUUAUCCUCAGCUACUUUUGUAAUGAACCUUUUUCUCAGUGACAAAUAUUGAAGUGGGAAAAGAAAAAGGGUUUCAUUUUCAUAGGAAGUAUUUCAAUUUAAAACAUACUGAGUAUGUUGGUGCCAGUGGCUGGUCUCAGGGAAGAAGGUAAAUUUAGUUAAAUAUGGAAAUGUGGGGAGAGGAAUAGCAGGCACAAGAAACAGGUAACAUGAAAUAAAGAAGUUAUAAUUCUCAGAAAAAAAAUUCGCAACUACUUCAUAUGAUAGGCAAUAAUUUGUAGCAAUAUGAAUGUGCCUCUAGGUUUGAAAUUACAUGCCUCUAGACUAACUGUGUUAUAGUGCAGGAUCUGUGUAGUGAAACAAAACUUGUGUUAUUAGGCUUGGGAAUUUAUUAAGGUUUGAGGGGGAAAAAAAAGUCAAUCAGUGCCUUUCCAUGAAUAUUUACUGUCUAUCUGAUUCCCUAGGUCAGAUACAGAGAUCAUACUGCCUAGUGAAUAAGCUAGGAUUUAAGAUGUGUCAAAAUUUCUCUUUCAGAAAAAAAACACAUUCUCAUUUCGAAAGUGAAUGAACAUUAGAGUAAAUAGUGAGUGAAGAACGUAUUGAUGAGCUGAUUUACUAUUUGCAAAACUCAGGGUCAAAACCCCUGUAUUUUGCUAAGGUAUCUUAAAAACUGUCAAGGUUAUUUUAAUAAGUUAAAAUGGUUAACAUCAUAUCCUCAGUGAGCAUGGGAAAACAAACAAAAAAAACAAACAAGGAAUGACAUGAUUUUCAAGUCGUACUUCUUAAGGUUCACUGCCUGCAGCAAUCCUUAGGUCAGGCUGGUGCCCUACACUUGAGCUAGACUGAAUGGUGAUCUAACGAUACGUCAUUACUAUUACCAUUGAUAACUGAGUGUUCAUCACAAUCUAUUUCAAUACAGAAAUGCCUAGCCCCUCUAGUGAUGAAU